Messenger RNA from Varanus komodoensis (Komodo dragon), 2352 nucleotides. It is a transcript of the gene KIF6, whose product is annotated as kinesin family member 6. The record is from RefSeq and is a predicted model, not a curated record. The transcript has 21 exons. Gene Ontology annotation, biological process: microtubule-based movement. The coding region runs from base 1 to 2352 and encodes 783 amino acids. Lineage: Eukaryota; Metazoa; Chordata; Lepidosauria; Squamata; Varanidae. Gene Ontology annotation, molecular function: microtubule binding; ATP binding; microtubule motor activity.
AUGGUGAAGCAAACCAUUCAGAUCUAUGCCCGGGUGAAACCCCUGGGCAGGAGGCAGCCGCCGGGGAUAUAUUCAAUUGGUGAAGAUGAGACAUCAGCAUUCAGUUUGGAGAUUAUUGUGCCACGUGAUUUGGCAGAUGGAUUUGUCAAUAAUAAACGAGAAAGCUACAAGUUCAAAUUUCAAAAAGUUUUUGAUCAAGAGUCAAAGCAAGAUGAAAUUUUUGAAGCCAUUGCCAAGCCAGUUGCAGAAUGUGCUCUGGCUGGCUACAAUGGCACGAUUUUUGCAUAUGGACAGACAGGCAGUGGCAAGACUUUUACCAUAACUGGGGGAGCAGAGCGCUACAGUGAUCGAGGCAUCAUUCCACGGACAUUAUCUUACAUUUUUCAACAGUUGCAAAAGGAUAGCAGCAAAGUAUACACAACACAUAUUUCCUACUUAGAAAUUUACAAUGAGUGUGGUUAUGAUCUCCUGGAUCCACGGCAUGAAGCCUCCAGACUAGAAGACUUGCCAAAGGUGACAAUAAUGGAAGAUACUGAACAGAACAUUCAUCUGAAACAUCUCUCCUUGCAGCAAGCAAACAAUGAGGAAGAAGCACUGAACCUUCUUUUCUUAGGUGACACAAACAGAAUGAUUGCCGAGACUCCAAUGAAUCAAGCCUCAACACGUUCACACUGCAUUUUCACAAUUCACAUCUCAAGCAAAGAACCAGGAUCUGCAACUAUUCGACGUUCCAAACUCCAUUUAGUGGAUCUGGCCGGUUCAGAGCGUGUGGGGAAAACAGGAGUUGGAGGACAACUGCUGACAGAGGCAAAAUAUAUCAAUCUUUCUUUACAUUACUUGGAACAGGUAAUCAUUGCUCUGCCAGAAAAAAACCGGUCUCAUAUUCCCUACAGGAAUUCUAUGAUGACCUCGGUGCUAAGAGAUAGUCUUGGAGGGAACUGCAUGACUACGAUGAUUGCAACACUCUCAUUAGAAAAACGAAACAUAGAUGAAUCGAUAUCAACCUGUAGAUUUGCUCAGCGUGUUGGCCUUAUUAAGAAUGAAGCAAUUCUAAAUGAAGAAAUUGACCCCCGAUUGAUGAUUGUACAACUGAAGAAGGAAAUUCAGGAGCUAAAAAAUGAAUUGGCCAUGGUGACUGGAGAACAAAGAUCAGAAGAACUCACACAGGAAGAACUGCUACAGGUAGAGGAGCAAAUUAAAAGUUUUUUGGAAGAUGUAGAUCCUGAGAGCAUGCUGGAGGUGGGAGCUGAUAUGCGAAAAAUCAAAUACUGCUUCAUCCAUUUAAAGAGAUUAGUAAAUGAGAAGCAGCUUCCUGGCAACAAUCUGCUUGCAUUAGAUGUUCCUGGAGACAAAAGUGAUAAUAGUUUAGUUGGAAAUGAAGAAUUAAAGAAGCUGAAGGAUCUUCUGCUGCAACGGGACAAUGAAAUCAAUAUCUUAGUUAAUAUGUUAAAGAAAGAAAAAAAGAAAACACAGAAUGCCCUUCUUCAAAUCGGUGCUUCAUCCAAGGAAAUCUCAGCCUCAGAAGAUCCCAUUCUUUCAAAAAAUACAGAAAAUGAGCAGAUGUUUUCUGUUGGUUUGGAAACGAGUUCUACUUUUCUUCCCAGGGGAACAGGAAUGAGAGGAGAAAUGUCACUUGGACGCCAAGAAGCAUUUGAAAUAUUCAAGAGAGAUUAUGCGGAUAGCAUAACCAUUGAAGACAAUAAGCAGCUCCUUAAACAAAGGUUUGCUGAAGCCAAAUCCUUGGGUGAAAAAGUCAAUGAAAUAAGAAAUAAAAUCAACCAUCUGAAAGGAGAGAUAACCCAACGGCAAAUGCAAAAAGCAGUCCAAGCUCUUGUGAGUCCUCAAAAAAUAAAUGAACCAGAUUCAAUAGAAGAGGCACUCCGGUUACAAAUUGAAAAGGAGAAGAUAAGUUACAAAACAAUGUUUACUCGCUUGAAAGGGCUGAAGAUAGAGAUUGAACACUUGCAGCUGCUUAUGGAGAAAGCAAAGGUGAAGUUGCAAAAAGACUUUGAAGUUUGGUGGUCUGAGGAGUCAUCAAAUUUGCAGAGCCAAGGAGAAAAGCCAGUUCUGCAUAAUUCAACCAGUGUUUCAAAGUUUCCACCAUUUUUUCCUGAGACCCAGCCGCCUCCAUCUGGUACCAGGGUUCCAAAUAACAGCAGAGCCAGCUUCAAUGAAGAGGUUCCCACAAAUAAUAGUGUUGGCACACUCGGGAACUCAACAUCAAAAGCAAGGAUUUCUCCAGUUGCAAGUUCAUCCAUCCCAUUCACAGGAGACCAUCAAAUUGAUGCUGACAUUCUAGCUUUCAUUAGAGCCAGACAGAAUCUCCUGCAAAAGAAAAGUAAGUCUUACUAA